Molecule: messenger RNA, 1935 nt
Organism: Hansenula ciferrii
Lineage: Eukaryota; Fungi; Ascomycota; Saccharomycetes; Phaffomycetales; Wickerhamomycetaceae
Gene: PRP39
Product: Prp39p
Exons: 2
Coding region: 1-1935 (644 amino acids)
Biological process (GO): mRNA 5'-splice site recognition; RNA processing
Cellular component (GO): U1 snRNP; commitment complex; U2-type prespliceosome
Molecular function (GO): protein binding
Source: RefSeq, a predicted model, not a curated record
AUGAGCUCUCAAUAUACUCCAAUUGAGGAUUUCACAACCUUAAAGUUACCAUUGGAUACCCAAAACUCAGGAAAAGUACAGAGGGACACUAACGAACAAUAUGAUCCAGCCUUUUUGAAUGAUAAUCCUGACUUUAAAGCUGCUAGAGACCUUGUUAAUCUUGAUGUUAAUAAUUUACAAAGUUGGGACUACUUGAUCAAAUUAACAGAACAAUUAAUUACAAAAUAUCCAUCACCUACUGAAAUUAUCAAGAAAUCUAUCGAAAAGACAUUUGAUGAACUAUUAGAAAGAUUUCCAUUACUUUUCGGUUAUUGGAAGAAAUAUGUUGCAUUGAUGUACCAAAUAUCUGGUGUUGAAACUUCACUUGAAAUAUUAUCCAAAAGUAUAGACGCUUUUCCUCAUUCAAUUGAUUUAUGGACAGAUUAUAUGACAUUAUUGAUAUCCAAUAAAGGUGAUGAUACUACCAAGAUUAUUGAUAACUUUAAAUUGGCUGUUUCUUUUGUUGGUCAUAACUUUUUAUCAAGUCCAGUAUGGGAUUUAUAUCUUAAUUUUCAAGAAAACCAUGGUACCAAGGAAGACUUGGUAAAGAUCUUACUAAAAUUGAUAAGAAUACCAUUACAUCAAUAUACCAGAUACUUUGAAUAUUUCACAAAAGUCAAAAGUUCAAUCGAUAUAGACACCUUGAUUGAUUUAGAAGGAGAAGAUUUAAAUCAUGCUAAAGGUAUUGAAAACCAAGAAGAAAAAUUGAACGCUGUUAAUGAGUACUUUAUGAAAGUCAAUCAAGUGACGCAAGGGCUCGUCUAUGAAAUUUGGAGCUUUGAAUCACAAAUUAAACAAUCAUAUUUCACUUUAAUUGCAGUGUCAAUUGACGAAGUAAACAAUUGGGACAUCUAUUUGAAUUUCCUGAUAUCAAAACAUCAGCAAUCAUCUACAGACUUGAUCAAAAGCCAAAUAAUAUCAACAUUUGAAAGAUCAUUAAUACCCACAGCAUUUUCACCAGUUUUCUGGAAAAAAUAUUUGAAUUGGUAUUUAGAUCAAUAUCCAGAAGAAUUUGAUGAGAUCAAUAACAUUUACAUUAAAUGUGUUAACGUUUUUCUACCCAUUCAAUUCAUUGAUCUAAGAUUGAAUUAUGCUUUGUUCUUAAGAGCACAUGAACAACAAGAGAAUAAAAUCCAUGACGUUUAUUUAUCAGUUAUUUCAUAUGUUCCAAAUGAAACUAAACCUGUUAUACAAUACAUAAGGUAUAUUUCAAGUUCAAAUUCAGAUUAUCAAAAAACAGCUAGCCAACUUGAAGAUGUGUUGAAUAGCUAUUAUCGUAAGGGUCAACAGAGACAAAUUGACUUCAAAAUUCAAAGAUUUGUUGAUAAGUUGAACUCUAAAACAAUUGCCAUUGUGAUUAUAGAAUUAUUAAAAAUCAACUUGUAUUUCAUUAAAAAUCAUUUGAAUGUUAAAAAAGCACUAAAUUAUUAUUCAAGACUUGAAGAUCUUUCAGGAUCAGUUAUUUUUUGGUCAUUUACAUACAAAUACUACAAACAAUAUCGUGACUUCAGGGGCUUAGCUAAAGUGAUAGAAUUUAUCAAAUUGAAAUCAACAUUGCCAAUAACCACCAUUAACUUGUUAUUAGAAGACUAUACAGAAUUUUUAGCAACAAAUCACGAUGAAACAGCUUCAAUAUUUGAUAUACCAAAUUACUCAAACAUUAUCCUUACAGAUUAUGAGAAAUCCACUCAAUUGGGAUUCAGAGGUAAGACUGAUCAACAACAACGUAAGAGACAAAAGAGACAAAGUGGUCAUCCAGGUGUGUUUACAGAUAAACCUGAAGUUACAAACACCAUUGUUGAUCAAUUGGCUCCUAGAUACAGACCAGCUUCACUUCCAACUUUCAAGAACGCUGAAAAGGCAAGUUUGCCAAUUGAGUACCAACCUGAUGAAUAA